Messenger RNA from Pristis pectinata (smalltooth sawfish), 986 nucleotides. RefSeq names its product tumor suppressor candidate 2-like. The transcript is spliced from 3 exons. Bases 167 to 502 code for a protein of 111 amino acids. NCBI's taxonomy places the organism in Eukaryota, Metazoa, Chordata, Chondrichthyes, Rhinopristiformes, Pristidae. Gene Ontology annotation, biological process: inflammatory response; regulation of mitochondrial membrane potential. Gene Ontology annotation, cellular component: mitochondrion. The record is from RefSeq and is a predicted model, not a curated record.
ACGGUCGCUGGGUGCAGGUGGGGUCCUUGCGGCCGUUAGUAACGGUCGGGCUGACACGAGUGAGGAGAGCGGGAGCGACAGGCGGCGGCGGUCCCGGUCCCUCCCUCCCCGCACCCCCGCCCGCCUGUCCCCGAGCCUGGCCGCUCGGGGAUGGUCUCCCGCUGACAUGGGCGGCAGCAGUUCCAAAGGCCGCAGCUUCUGGCCCUUCGGCUCGGGCGCCGUCACGGACGCGGCCGACGGCGAGCGGCAGCAGAGCCUGGCCCGGUACCGCGGCGGCCGCCUGGGCGCCACCCCCUUCGUGUUCAGCCGCAGGAGCUCAAUGUAUUAUGAUGAAGAUGGUGAUCUGGCACAUGAAUUCUAUGAAGAAACCUUCGUCACAAAAAAUGGAAGGAAAAAAGCAAAACUGAAAAGAAUUCAUAAAAAUUUAAUACCUCAGGGGAUGGUUAAGCUGGACCAUCCACGAAUCCAUGUGGAUUUCCCAGUGGUUUUAUGUGAGGUGUGACCGGAAUGGAAGCUGCUGUCAGAAUAAAACUGGACUAUAGGAGUUUGCCAGAUGCUGAACCCUUGAUGGUCCUGUAAUUUGGUGAUGGAGACUGGUCUGAGCGUGUGGCAUCUGUUUAAUUUCCGUGUAGUUUUUAAUGCUAAGAGCCAAACACUCAAACGUUCCCUCUGUAUGAUUGUUUAUAGAGUGAUCUGUUAAAUUGAAUUCAUUUAUAAGAACACAGUACAGAUGUACAUUAGAACUCUUGUGCUAUUUCAAGUAAUUGUGUUAGAUUACUGUCACAUAUGUUUAAAAACAAUGUAAAUAGUAGCUUUAAUUUAAUGCAGUCAUCAGGGGUGUUUAAACAUUUGAGUUCUGUAUAUACACAUCUGCACAACAUUUGGCAGUAAAUAUAAUGGCAUAUCUUUGAAAAUUGAUUAGUUGCAAGGUUUUGUUAUUUAUGACUUUUGUUUGUUAAUUUUCUCAUACUAUAUAAUAAAAAAUU